CGCUUUAUAUAUUUCUUCUUGAUCGUCUUUUUUUUUUCCUCAAACACACACAUAUAAAUCAUGGGUUUCAGGGUACUGCACCUGGUCCGGCCGUUUAUGGCCAUCCUUCCGGAAAUUGCCACUCCUGAUCGCAAGGUUCCUUUCAACCAAAAAGUAAUGUGGACAGCAGUUACUCUCUUCAUCUUUUUGGUCAUGUCACAAGUCCCACUGUAUGGCAUCAUGUCAUCUGAUUCGUCCGAUCCCCUGUUCUGGAUGAGAGUUAUUCUUGCCUCGAAUCGUGGUACGCUCAUGGAACUGGGUAUCACACCUAUUGUCACGUCUGGUAUGAUUAUGCAACUCUUGUCUGGCGCAAACAUCAUUGAAGUGGACUAUAGCUUGAAGGAGGACCGCGCACUAUUCAGUGGUGCACAAAAGUUAUUUGCUAUGAUCAUCGCCUUUGGCCAUGCUACCGUAUCGGUGCUUACUGGUCUGUACGGCAGCCCCAGAGAAAUCGGUGCUGGUGUCUGCUUGUUGCUUGUCAUUCAGCUUGUCGUCGCCUCAUUGAUCACCAUGUUGUUGGACGAGCUUUUGCAAAAGGGAUACGGUCUUGGUUCGGGUAUUAACUUGUUUAUUGCAACCAACAUUUGUGAAACUAUCUUCUGGAAGGCCUUGUCGCCGACCACCAUCAACACUGGCCGUGGCGAUGAAUUCGAGGGUGCUCUUAUUGCUCUGGUUCAUUUGCUCAUGUCGCGCAAGGACAAGACCCGUGCAUUAAAGGAAGCAUUCUAUCGCGCUCCUUUGCCAAACGUCAUGAGCUUGUUGUCGACCGCUGCUAUCUUUGCCGUUGUCAUUUACUUGCAAGGUUUCCGCGUCGAAUUGCCCGUCAAAUCCAACCGUGUCCGUGGACAGCGUGGCACCUACCCUGUCAAGCUCUUUUAUACCUCCAAUAUGCCCAUCAUGCUUCAGUCUACCAUGACCUCCAACAUUUUCAUGAUCUCGCAAAUGCUCUACAAGCGCUUUGACGAUAACUUUUUGGUCAGACUUUUGGGUGUUUGGGAACCCAUGGAAGGCUCGGCUCAGCUGUUCGCCAAGAGUGGCUUUGCCUACUACCUUUCUGCUCCUCGCAACAUUACCGACGCUCUCUUGGACCCCAUCCAUACCGUCGUUUAUAUCAGCAUCAUGUUGGCUGGCUGCGCCCUGCUCUCAAAGACCUGGAUUGAGGUCUCUGGAUCCUCUCCCCGUGAUGUCGCUCGUCAGCUCAAGGAUCAGCAGCUUGUCAUUGCUGGUUACCGUGAUACCUCAAUGUACAAGGAAUUGAAGCGUGUUAUUCCCGUUGCUGCCUCGUUCGGUGGUGCCUGUCUUGGUGCCGUGUCUGUGUUGGCUGAUAUGGUUGGCGCCAUUGGCUCUGGUACUGGUAUUUUGCUGUGUGUCACCAUUAUAUUCCAGUAUUUCGAAAUGUUUGCCAAGGAACAAAUGGAAAGCGGUGCCGGUCUGGAGGGCAUGAUGAUGACGGGCCAGUAGAGGACCAUUUUGCUCUUUUACUUCCUUUCCGUCUUUUUCACUCUACCACCUUUUUCAAAACACCUCUUUUCAUUGUAUUAUCAAUAAUACUAUAUAAUUCAUCCUAUCAUCAUUACAAAAAACACACACUCACACACCACACGCACUAAACCACGGCAACUCCCACAAAAAAAGGAAAAAAUACAGUGAAUUCUUUUUCAUAUGAAAAUAUAAUUGAAAAUGGAACUAUGGUAGCGAUAUGGCUUUGAUGCUUUGUGUGUAUAUGCGUACGUGAGAGAAACGAAC
Messenger RNA from Zychaea mexicana, 1785 nucleotides. Its product is annotated as SecY subunit domain-containing protein. The coding region runs from base 61 to 1500 and encodes 479 amino acids. Gene Ontology annotation, cellular component: membrane; Sec61 translocon complex. The transcript has 5 exons. Gene Ontology annotation, biological process: post-translational protein targeting to membrane, translocation; SRP-dependent cotranslational protein targeting to membrane, translocation. Gene Ontology annotation, molecular function: ribosome binding; signal sequence receptor activity; transmembrane protein transporter activity. Lineage: Eukaryota; Fungi; Mucoromycota; Mucoromycetes; Mucorales; Lichtheimiaceae. The record is from RefSeq and is a predicted model, not a curated record.